This is a messenger RNA of Oryctolagus cuniculus (rabbit), 1126 nucleotides long. Lineage: Eukaryota; Metazoa; Chordata; Mammalia; Lagomorpha; Leporidae. The record is from RefSeq and is a predicted model, not a curated record.
AUGGUCCUCCGUCCUCGGCUUGGCUCCCGCUUCCUCUGGGGCCAGAGAGGCCUGGCCUCCGUGGGCCAGUCCCUCCUCCUGGCCUCCGUGGGCCAGUCCCUCCUCCUGGCCUCCGUGGGCCAGUCCCUCCUCCUGGCCUCCGUGGGCCAGUCCCUCCUCCUGGCCGCGCGUGCGCUGGCGGUGUCCCUGCGGGCGGCUCGGUCAGCACCGGGCAGGUUCCGAUGGAAGGAUGUUUGGCCCCCUCCCCUCUGCUCUCGCUCGCCCUCCUGCCCUCUGCCAAGAGACGAUGCGGGUGGCCAGACGGGGGGCCCUCGACGUGGACUGUCCGGGCCCCAGAACUGUGAGAACCACGAUUCCUGCUCUUCACUAAGUGCGAGGCUCAGGUGCAAUGCCUCUGCCCUGGCCAGGGAAGCCUCCGUUCUAAGACUCGGCCCCGCCCUACGAGCUCCAUCAAGCCGCACCCUCCACUUGCAAAAAGAGAAAGCUCACUCCCGCUCCGAGUGCUGGAACGAUCGCCAAGGCGGAGCAGGAGGUCGUGCCGGCUCCCGCCGAUUGACCGGAGGCGCAGAACCGGGCGCCGGACGUGACAAUACGCACCGCGGGCAGUGCGGCCUCUGGCCUCACGUCCGAGUCUCCCUGGGUCCGAGUCACAGGCUGCCGGCGAUGGACCCCGCGGCCGAGCUUCCGGAAACUCUAUGCAGUCCCUCUCCUCCGGGGGGCGGGGCCUGCCGGUGCUUCCGCGUGCGUCAUCAGGAGGCGCCCGCCGGGGGAAGCUCACCAUUGGACCGCGGGGGCCGAGGCAUGCUGGGAUACCGCGGGCCGGUUUCCAUAGCGACGGGCGGACCGUCUCCGCAGGCCUUCCCCGCGGGGAAGGCCGCUCGUGGGUUUCCGGCUGAGCAGCGGGCCGCCCUCCGCCCGCCGUCACCUCCCCGUGGUGUGCAGGGGGAGAGCCCGCCCCCGCCCCCAGCUCGGGAGAGUAACGGAGCCAGCCGUGGUGUGAACACGCGUUUAUUUACACUUCCCGCCUCCCGCGCCCUCAGGGGCGGAGGCCAGGGGGAACCUAGGGGAACUGGAUUCUAACUCGUUUUUUCCUUAAUAAAAAAAAGCGCAUUUCGCCGGGUCCUCG